Messenger RNA from Canariomyces notabilis, 969 nucleotides. RefSeq lists its product as uncharacterized. The transcript is spliced from 4 exons. The coding region runs from base 1 to 969 and encodes 322 amino acids. The record is from RefSeq and is a predicted model, not a curated record. Lineage: Eukaryota; Fungi; Ascomycota; Sordariomycetes; Sordariales; Chaetomiaceae.
AUGGCUGGUGGCUUUGACCCUGUCGACCCACAGCGGUGUCGACACUACGCGGGCUUUGCUUCGCACCUUGACCGGAAGGCCUUUGACUUUAUUUACUGGUUUCUCUUCGCCUUUGUCAUAUUCAUGCUAUUCUUGUCCUCAUGGAAGUACAGCGGUGACCUCGAUAAAUGCCAGAUGCUGGGCUUGGAGCCCGAAUCUCGGGGGUACAAAUCGAAAAUGAAAAAGUGUAUGAUGGCAUGCAGUAUCUAUGCCGCCAUAUCCAUCGUCGCCGUCGUUAUGGAGGUUUACGCUCUGAUGGCGCUUCAGUUCUGCGACGGAGAGGAUCUUAUGCCCCUCUACUGGUCGACAUGGGCCAUGAUGCAGGUUGGCUCCGUCAUCGCCAUUUUUGGCAUCCUGCUCGCCAUUUCCAACACCAUCCGCGGGAGAAGGAAUCCACCGUGGGCUUUGGCUUUGGGCACGCCCGUACUCGUUGUUGCCGGCAUCGGCCACGCUGUCCACCGGUCUAUGAGAGAGCGCGUGCGACGGGUCCGGUCUAGAAGUUGCAGCUCCAGGAAUCGUCUCGAGUCGAGCGAUCUUCCUCUCAGCAGAGAGCAAACCCUCCGGGCGGAUGACAGCGACAAGGAAGAAGUUGAGAUCACGGCCAAGUUCCUUGGCUUCACGCCCGACGGCGCGCCCGUCAUCAAGUUUCUGAGAGAGCCGGUCAAGAUUAAACCCGAAAACGGCUUGGUCAUCGGCCGCAGAGAGGACGGCAACAUCAUCACCUUCCCAGAGACCCUGCUGGUUGCCGGCAACAGCGACAGAAGCAACUCGCCCAGUCCCGGCCGUUGGGUCGAGCAGCAGGAGUCACCGCCGCCGCCGCCCUCGCCCUCGCCGCGCCCACCGUCCCCGGCCAUAUCCCCGAGCUCCAAGACGCCGACAGUGAGGAUCGCUGAGCCACAGGCCGUGUGGUGUAAGGAAUCGCCGGUCUGA